CCCGCCCCGCCCCGCGCGCCCGGCCCGGCCCCGGCACCAUGAGCGACCAGGAGAGCACCGAGGAGAUGUCGGCGGUGAAGCCCGACAAGGGCGAAGGCGACGCCAGCAGCACCAGCAGCGCCGGCGGCGGCGAGGCCCAGGAGUCGCAGCCCUCCCCGCUGGCCCUGCUGGCAGCCACCUGCAGCCGCAUCGAGUCUCCCAACGAGAACUCCAACAGCUCCCAGGGCCAGCAAGGCGGCAGCGGGGAUCUCGACCUGAACGCGGCCGCCGCCCAGAUCGCCCAGUCGGCCAACGGCUGGCAGAUCAUCUCGGCGGGCUCCAGCACCCCCACGGGCUCCAAGGAGCCGGGCAGCAACGGCAGCAACGGCAGCGGUGACGCCUCCAAGAGCCGCCCGGUGAGCGCGGGGCCCUACGUGGUCACCUCCGCCUCGGGCCUGCAGAACCAGCAGGUGCUCACGGGCCUGCCGGGAGUCAUCCCCAACAUCCAGUACCAGGUGAUCCCCCAGUUCCAGACCAUAGACGGGCAGCAGCUGCAGUUUGCCACCACCCCUGCCCAGGUGAACGUGCAGCAGGAUGCCUCCGGGCAGCUCCAGAUCAUCCCCGGCUCCAACCAGCAGAUCAUCACGAGCCGCGCGGGGAGCAGCAACCUCAUCGCCAUGCCCAACCUGCUGCAGCAGGCGGUGCCCAUCCAGGGCGUGGGCCUGGCCAACAACAGCCUCUCCGGGCAGACCCAGUACGUGGCCAACGUGCCUGUGGCCCUGAACGGCAACAUCACCUUGCUGCCGGUCAACAGCGUGGCCGCCAGCCUGGCGCCCACGUCCCAGACGGGCACCCUGAGCAGCUCGGGCUCCCCGGACAGCAGCUCCCAGCCGGCCACCUCGGGUGCCACCAGCAGCUCCGCCAGCACGGCCUCGUCCCAGGCCAGCUCGGGCGCCUUCUUCACCAACGCCAACAGCUACUCCACCACCACCACCACCAGUAACGUGGGGGUCAUGAAUUUCUCCACCAGCGCCACGGUGGGAACCAAUUCGCAGGCACAGACGCCCCAGAGGGCCAGCAGUGUCCCGAGCUCGGACUCCCUGCAGAGCCCCGUGUCCGGGGUGGCUCUGCAGCCGGGGCAGCAGAAGGAGGGGGAUCAGAGCCAGCAGUCACAGCAGCAGCAGCAGCAGCAGAUCCUGAUCCAACCCCAGCUGGUCCAAGGAGGGCAGACAAUCCAGGCCCUCCAGACCACCCCUCUCUCCGGCCAGACCUUUGCCACUCAAGCCAUCUCCCAGGAUGCCCUGCAGAACCUGCAGCUCCAAGCUGUCCCCAACUCCGGCCCCAUCAUCAUCCGCACGCCCACGGUGGGUCCCAACGGGCAGGUGAGCUGGCAGACCAUCCAGCUCCAGAACCUGCAGGUGCAGAACCCCCAGGCCCAGACAAUCACCUUGGCCCCCAUGCAGGGAGUGUCGCUGGGGCAGACGGGCAGCACCAGCACCACGCUGACCCCCAUCGCCUCCCUCCCCAGCGGCACCGUCACCGUCAACGCUGCCCAGCUCUCCUCCGUGCCGGGCCUCCAGACUAUUAACCUCAGUGCCUUGGGAGCGUCUGGGAUCCAGGUGCACCAGCUGCAGGGGCUGCCCCUGGCCAUCGCCAACGCCCCUGGUGACCACGGAGCUCAGCUGGGCCUGCACGGUGCCAGCGGGGACGGGCUGGGGGACGAGAGCGCGGCCGUGGAGGAGGGAGAGACCAGCCCCGACCCCCAGCCCCAGCAGGGCCGGAAAACACGGAGGGAAGCCUGUACCUGUCCCUACUGCAAAGAAGGAGAGGGCAGGAGCUCUGGGGAUCCAGGUAAAAAGAAGCAGCACAUCUGCCACAUCCCGGGCUGCGGGAAGGUGUACGGGAAGACCUCGCACCUGCGGGCCCACCUGCGGUGGCACACGGGCGAGAGGCCCUUCAUCUGCACGUGGGUGCUGUGCGGGAAGCGCUUCACCCGCUCCGACGAGCUGCAGCGGCACAAGCGCACGCACACAGGGGAGAAGAAAUUCGCCUGCCCGGAGUGCCCCAAACGCUUCAUGCGCAGCGACCACCUCUCCAAGCACAUCAAGACCCACCAGAACAAGAAGGGAGGUGCCACCAACGUGGCCAUGAACGUCUCGGCCGUCCCCAUGGACACGGCGGCCUCGGCCGAGGGCAACGGCGGGGCCGCGCCCUCGGCCCUCAUCGCCACCAACAUGGUGGCCAUGGAGGCCAUUUGCCCCGAGGGCAUCGCCCGCCUGGCCAGCAGCGGCAUCAACGUCAUGCAGGUGGCCGACCUUCAGUCCAUCAACAUCAGCGGCAACGGCUUCUGAGCCCGGCGUCGCCGCGAGGGGCCCUGGGCGCCUCCAGCACUAACCCUCCGACCGAGCGGGAUCGCUGCCACCUCCGGGGCCGCCGACCACACUCGAAGGCCAGAGCUAUAUAUAUAUAUUUUUUAAUUUCGGCUUGACAUUAUUAUUAUUAUUGGUUUUUUGUUUUUUUUUUUUUUUUUUUUUUUUUGUGUCGGCCCUUCCCUUUUCCUCCUUUUCCCUUUUCCUCCUUCCUGCCCUCCCCGCCCGAGAUCCGUCGCCCUCGCAGCCGCCGUCGUCGGCGCCCUUCAUGCCUUGGUAAAAGAGAAAAACAAAACAAAACAAAAAUAAAAAUUCUGUGAUCCUUUUAGCCAAAAAAAAGAAAAAAAGGAAACAAAACAAAAAAAAAUACCCAUCAGAAAUACCGACAAAACAACACACACACACACAUGAAAAGAAAACGAUAAAACAAAAAACAAACCAAAAAAAAAAAAACCCAAAAAAAAAAAAAAAAAAAAAAAAAAAAAAGAGAAAAGAUUCUAUAUUAUUAUUAUAUAUAUAAAAAUAUGAAAUGUGUUUGUUUGAGAGAGGAGAGAGAUGUUGCUGCGACCAUGGCGUGGUCCCUUUGAUGCCUUAUCCCGGAGCAGGUCGUCCCUCUGGGGCGGUUCGGACGGUGCCCGAGCUCUCCUUCCCCUUCCUGGAUUCCAUUUUACAUCAUAAUCCCUAAAAAUCCCCUAACCCACACCCUCCCCCGUUCACCUCCCCCUUCCUCGGGCUGUCGGACGCUUUGCUUUGAGGUGAUUCUGUAAUUCCUUUCUUUUCGGGGGAGAUUCCCACUGGAUUUUUUUCACCCUUGUACUCCCACUGCCCUCCCCUGCCGGCACUGGACCUUGGCGGGUUUUCCUUUGGAUCUUUGUUCCCACCAGCCGUUUUUUUUUUUGGCAAGGAUCCCUGUCCCGUGGGAGUGGAGCACUGGGAUCCCUGUCCCGUGGGAGUGGAGCACGUGGAGUCGCUCCAGCUGGGGGGUCGUGGGCAGAGGGGCUGAGACCUGGCCAGGACCCUCUCUGGGGGCUGUUGGAGCCUCCUCGAGGGGGGAAAUGUUGAUUUUUUUUUUUUAUUUUUUUUUUUUUUUUCCUAACAGCCGACUUUGGUCUUAAUAAUAAUAAUAAUAGUAAUAAUAAUUAGGAAAAAGGAGCAUCUGCAGAGCUCAUCCAGCCUGGAGCGAGGGGGAAGCGCCACGGGCACAUGGAAUGGCCACUCGAGGGUUUUGGUGUGGCACUGCUUGGAGGUGGCUCCUGAAAACAAACAAACAAAAAAAAAAGGGUGUUGGAAAUGGGGUACAGUUCAGGAAAAGCCUUUUUGGUGUUCCGAUUUCCGGCUCUUCCCGCCGUGGGAGGGCCAGGACGGCUCGGUCCUUUCCGUUCUUCCUCCCACACCCUCCUCUUCCUG
This is a messenger RNA of Myiozetetes cayanensis, 3755 nucleotides long. It is a transcript of the gene SP1, whose product is annotated as Sp1 transcription factor. Gene Ontology annotation, biological process: regulation of transcription by RNA polymerase II. Bases 39 to 2330 code for a protein of 763 amino acids. Gene Ontology annotation, molecular function: DNA-binding transcription factor activity, RNA polymerase II-specific; RNA polymerase II cis-regulatory region sequence-specific DNA binding. NCBI's taxonomy places the organism in Eukaryota, Metazoa, Chordata, Aves, Passeriformes, Tyrannidae. The record is from RefSeq and is a predicted model, not a curated record. The transcript has 6 exons.